AUGGAACUGGUGGAGUCAUUCAGAAAAGAGGCAGACUCAACCCUGCUGUUUCUUCGAUACAUCAGCUCUAUUACAAUAAUGGAAAACAGGGACAGUGUAUUGUAUGAAGUGACUAUAGAGGGAACUAGCACAUCAGUAGACAACUUUUCUGGCUUACGAGAAUGCACAAGAGAUUGGUUAAAGAACACAAGCACAAAACCAGAGGAUUCCCAAAGUGUUGCAUACAAUGCCCUGGUCAUCACAAGGAAUGGAAAAGAGGGUUCAGAAAAGAAAGCUAAGUUCAAAAUCGUCAAUUUUUACCAAGGCACGAAAGAAAUGUCACAGGAUCUCAAAACAUUGUCAGAAGAUGGAGAUAAUGCCCCCUUUGUUGGCGUAGCUUAUCCUCUACAGAUAGAGGAAUCAUUUACUGCUCAUGUGUUCUGUUUUCUACCUUUGCCUUUUCAAUCCAGUAGUUUGACCAAUCUACCUGUACAUGUAAAUGGCUUUUUUAACCUGGAUCCUGCACGAGACCAUGUUUUACAUACCACAGCAGGGCAGGUUGGUGAGAGAGAUAAAAACAUAGAAUGGAAUGAGCGACUGAUUCAAGAAGUAAUAUCUCAAGCAUAUAUAAAGCUGAUUGAGGAUCUUUUCAAGGAAGGUAGUCCACGAGAGAUUGUCUAUCGCUGUUUGCCUGAUGUCCAGAAAGUUGAAAGUGCAUUGUGGAAACUUCUCAUUCAGCCUGUCAUGGAAAGUGUCCUCAGAAUGAACAUCUUCCAGACUGAAAAGCAGGAGAAAACUUGGGUUAAUUAUGAGCAGGCUGUGUUUGAUGUUUUUGUCGACAGAGAAAGAGAAAUAGCAGAGGAAACAAAGGAAGUAGUGAUAGAGCUGAUUAAAGAGUACGAAGAAAACUUGGUCAUAUUGCCAAAGCAUUUGAGAGUUUUAGUGGAGUCAAAUACAGAAUACAGAUUUCUACCUGAAAUCCAGCCAAAGGUUAUAAGCACAGAAUACAUUGCCAAUCUUCUGCUUAAAGACAACCGGUAUAAAGAGAAGAAGAGAUGCACCAAAUUAGUACUUCUGGAUUACUUCUUAGAAUAUGGCCAUCAAGAAGAAUGGAAACAACUGGAACUGUUGCCAACAAAUGACAAGACCCACUUUGUGUCUCUAGCAUCCACAAGAACUCUGUAUUUAUGCUCAGAAACUGAAGCUGCUCUAUUCCCAGAGUUAGAAAAGCAAUUGCUAUCUGACUUGAAAGAAGACAUGAAAGUCAAAUUGAUGACAAUGCAAAGUCAAACAAAGUCUUUAAGGAAAUGGAGUCGUAAAGAUUUUCCUCAACUACUCAAAGCAUCUGUGGAAGCACAAGGAAUUGUGUCAUCAACUCAACUUGACAACACAAUAAGACAAAAGGUGUCAUCUUGGAUCAAAGGGGUUUGGUCGUUUUUAUCUGAUAAUCAAGAUCUGAUCUCAGAUGUUGAAAUGCUUCCAAUUCUACCAGAAUCCAGGAAUGGAAAGUCAGCUAUUCAUAGCCUGCAUUCUUUGAAGGGAGACUAUAUGCUUACACAGUCACAUGGUUUGACUCCACUUCCUGUUGAG
This is a messenger RNA of Saccostrea cuccullata (small rock oyster), 1569 nucleotides long. RefSeq names its product sacsin-like. The transcript is spliced from 2 exons. Gene Ontology annotation, molecular function: Hsp70 protein binding. The record is from RefSeq and is a predicted model, not a curated record. Lineage: Eukaryota; Metazoa; Mollusca; Bivalvia; Ostreida; Ostreidae. The annotation marks the transcript as partial.